This is a messenger RNA of Pelobates cultripes (western spadefoot toad), 1178 nucleotides long. NCBI's taxonomy places the organism in Eukaryota, Metazoa, Chordata, Amphibia, Anura, Pelobatidae. The record is from the annotation of a GenBank genome assembly.
AGCGGAACGUGGCACUAAAUCGUCCAGUCUGCCAGAGCUCGGUAGUCGCAGGUGGGAGACCCCGACUUGCUGUGGAUGGGAAUAUGGACGCAAACUAUGAAGCUGGAUCCUGCACGCACACAAAUCUGGACUAUUCGCCCUGGUGGAGGCUCAACCUGACAGAAAGCUAUAAAAUCAGCGCUGUCUUUGUGCUUAACCGGAAAGACUGCUGCAGAGAGCGGCUAUAUGGAGCAGAGAUCUAUCUAGGAGACUCUGACAACUACAAAAAAAACAUUUUGUGAGUAGUUUGGACAGAAUUUGCCACACCAUGAAAUACACUGGCUGUGAAUUGAGGAGAAGUUAUGUGGGUUCAGUAAAUUCUAGGCUGAAAUAGAUGAACUGGUAACGUUGUCCUAUCACUGGUGGAAGGUUAAUUAUAUUGAUAAGCUGAACAAUCUACUAAAUGGUGAGAUUUUAUCUACUCCAGUUCUUCCUCAUUCUGUCCGGGUUAUUCACUAAACUGAAUUGAAAUGUCAAUUCAAACUUUAAUCCAAAACUGGGAAUUCUCUAAACCUGCUCGUUUUGCUUCAUGCUCUCGGUUACUUCAGUCUUAAAUUUGGAAAUUGCUUUGCGUUUACUUAACAUUGCUCGUAAUUUCACUGUUUAGUAAAUGUUCCAAUCCUGCUUCCUGUCGUCGUAAGGUUCUCUUGGUCCUGGGGUGGAAUACAAAACUGGGGGUCAAUGUGUACAAUAUCUUAGCCCCUCCACAGAUCUGACACCAUAGGGUGCUAUUCUGUGAGAUUUUUUUCAAAACCCUCUGGAUUUGUAAUCCUGGCAUGUCAGGGUUAUUAACUGAAAUCCAAAUGGGAAAAUUAAAGUUUAUCUUGGCAUAUUCUCCAACUCUGCUUUACUUAAAAACUGGAUCUUUCUACCAUUUGGAUUUAAUAACACUGCAUUUUUGCCUGUGUUGGAAUUAUAAUUUAAUCAUAGAGGACAAAGCUCUGACUAGUUUAGUUUAUACAAUAUGUUCCUCCAGAAACCAUUUUUGUUUGACAUUCUUCUUUGUCUCCAACAGAUGCGGCAAAAUAACUGCUAGUGACAUUCCCUCAGUGAAAAUUUGCUGUGACGGAAUAGAGGGACAGUAUGUCACCAUUAUAUUGACUGACCGCAAGCAGCAUCUGACUCUGUGCGAGGUUGAG